Messenger RNA from Didymodactylos carnosus, 873 nucleotides. NCBI's taxonomy places the organism in Eukaryota, Metazoa, Rotifera, Eurotatoria, Philodinida, Philodinidae. The record is from the annotation of a GenBank genome assembly.
AUGAAUAACAGUCAUGAAUCAUUUAAAAUAAUGCAUCUAUCAAUUGUUAAAUUAUUGGCACAACAACAAAGUAAGAAAGAAAAUUUACAUCGUAAUCUAUUAUUAUUACAAACAUUACAAAAAGCAAAACAUACAUUAUUCGAACAGUUAUUAUUCGAGGUAAAAACAAAUUUUAUCGAAACAUUACAACAACAACAACAACAACAACUUCGAUCAUCACCAACUCCAUUUAUAGUACCUAUAGAACAUCAACAACAACAUCGACGCAGAACAUCUCCGCGAAGAAUUCAUCAUCCACAACAACAAAAACAACCACCACCACCGCCACCACCACAACAACAACAAUUAACAUCAAAAAAUAUUGAAUUAUUAAAACAUUUAGCAUCAAAAACUUUAGAACACGGUUAUCAAAUUCGAAUUAAUGGUGCCAAUAUUGAAGAGCUUGAGAACAGUUUUCAACAACAGCAACAAUCAACAAUAAAUGAGAAUGAAUCUAUGUUAACAACAGUAAAUCAGGAAGAACAAACAACUGUAGAAUCAUCUGAUUUACGUUUACGUUUAAUGUCAUUAAUUAAAAUUCCUUCCAUACAAGUUAAACUACGUCAAUUGUUAUUAUCAACAUCAGAAGAAAGUCAAGAACAAGAUAAACGUUUAAGUGCCUUGCGAACAUUUUUAUUACAAAAUUUAGGAACGACAGAAAUAGAUCACGAACAAGAAGAUGGAGAAGAUGAAAUGAAUGUCGAUGUUAAUAAUAAUCAUCAAACACGAAAACGAAAUUAUUCAGAUGAAACACAAGAUUAUCAACGUCAAAAUGGUUCAAAACGUCUAUGUUUACAUCAUCAUCAUCAACAUCGUUUUCAAAUGGCUAUUUAA